Messenger RNA from Echinostoma caproni, 387 nucleotides. Lineage: Eukaryota; Metazoa; Platyhelminthes; Trematoda; Plagiorchiida; Echinostomatidae. The record is from the annotation of a GenBank genome assembly.
CCAGUCUCAUCAUACCAUCACUACUACUACUACUACCACCACCACCAAUACUACUACUACUACUUGCCAUCUGAACUGCGUCCUCGUACCAUGGAUUAUUCCUGUGGACUCGGUCCGCAUUUGGGUGGAUCUCUCAGACGGGGAACGAAUAUUCGCCGAUCCAUUUCAUCCUCUAAAUACAUCGGAGGCAUUGACUGGCAUUUACGCACACAGUUUUUGGAACAGGCCAAAUGCCUGGAACUCAAACUAGAUAUCGAUUGUACAGUGCUGGCCGAGUUGCAAGAUUUCUACCGCCGCCGUGCUGUGGUCGAGCAAGACUAUGCAGAUGCUCUGGCUAAACUGGCGAACGGAGUCAAACAACGCCAUAUCAAUGAGACGUCUAAGUGA